Molecule: messenger RNA, 4092 nt
Organism: Mya arenaria
Lineage: Eukaryota; Metazoa; Mollusca; Bivalvia; Myida; Myidae
Product: zinc finger and SCAN domain-containing protein 12-like
Exons: 5
Coding region: 453-1517 (354 amino acids)
Biological process (GO): regulation of transcription by RNA polymerase II
Molecular function (GO): RNA polymerase II cis-regulatory region sequence-specific DNA binding; DNA-binding transcription factor activity
Source: RefSeq, a predicted model, not a curated record
UUUUGUGAACAGAGAUCCUUUCAGAGACGAAUAACAAUUCUACUCCCAGAUUCCAUUUAUCAUUUUGAUAUAGAAUUUUUGAUGCAAGUGAGCUGUCAACUUAUUCACAGUUUUGUCAACUCUUUUGUUCGAUUGUUCCAUUGGUAUCUUUAUGGUUUCUCAUCACGAGAUAUUGGGCCAAAGUCAGCUGCUCGAUUUGUAACGUCGUUUGAAUAAAUCUCAAAGAAUAACACAUAUAAUGUAUUGGAAAUAAAAAAAAAACAUGUACAUUUUCCUUUCGUAGGGUUAAGGGUUUCUACAAAUCUCAUUAAGUAUCCAACAAGCUCUGUGAGGGGUUUAUCAUACCAAUUAUUUCUCCAAAUUUAGUUUUUUGGACUAUAGCAGUCUGUAAGACUGUUCAUCGGACCUCAGCUCCUGUAAUUAAUGGCAAGUCAACCUGAAACCAUCUAACCAUGGGUAGCUACCUGAUGAUGCUGUAUGUUACUGUGGACCAGGAGUUGGCCCUCAAGUCCUACUUCACUCAACAGGGCUGGCCAUUCAAAAAACCAGACCUGAAAGUCACUACAGAGGAGCUAGGAGGGGUUGUUCAAAACUGUUUGCAAGACCCUGAAGAACCUCAGAGACCCACUCCCGCACUACAGGAAAAACAUCCGUCCAACAAGAGAAAAGCUCCACAAAAGCAACGGUUGCCUGCGAAAGUUGCAAGACAAGUGUUGCCUACUGUUGACAAUAAUGUGCCUUCAAAUGAAGUCCAGGAUUCUGUAGAGACAUCAACUGCUUAUGAAGAUAUCGUCGCAAAGGUGGAAAAGAAGGAUGAAGUAAAUGAAUACCAUGUUGCUACAAGUAAAACAGUAAACAAUAUUGUUAUAGAAGGAGAAGACUUCAUUGUAAAGGAAGAACUUCCAGACAGCAAUGAUGAAAGUGACAAUGACACAAUUGAUAAUGACUUUGACAUUGCUGAAGAAUCAGGUGUUGAUAGUAAAGUCGAACCACCAGAAGAUAUUCCAGAAACAAGGACUCUUGAUGAACCUGGCACAUGUUCUGAGAUACUGGUAGGAGCAUCUGGGCAGAAAGAGUCGUCCAUAAAAAAUAUGGAGACUCCUUAUGUAUGCAAAGAAUGCGGGAUGCCAUUCAAAAACAAGAAACACCUCUUAGACCACGAAAGAAGGCAUUCUGGCCAAUCGCCAUAUCGUUGUUGCGGGAAGGGUUUUACUUCCCGUGCACAUUUAACAAGACACAGGUGCAGCAAACAUGGCGAGACGAAAUACCACGUUUGUGCAACUUGUGGCAAAUCAUUUGCUCUUGCAACGGACUUAAAGAGACAUGAACUACGCGAAAGUGGCCAGUUGAAGCUAACUUGUGAUGUUUGUGGGUUCAAAUGUGAUGAUACGACCAAUCUCAGCGACCAUAUGUCUGCUAAACACAGGGACAUGACGCGUCACAAAUGUUCACAGUGUCCCUCCGCAUUCAAGUUUAAAUCUGGACUCAGCAGGCACAAUAAGGCGAAACACACCUAAUCAGGACACAUUUAUUCUUUAGAAUUGUCACCUGUCAUAUUACUUACGUUUAAGGUUGGCAACACAUCAUGGUGUAAUACUUCAAUCUACAAAAGUAUACGUUAACAUUCAUAAGUCAAAAUGUAUCGCGGCUUUUUUUCGUUUAAAUAAUUUUAAGUAUACUUUAGUUUUGAAAAAAUGCAAUGGUCUAAUAAGAAGUGCAUUCCAGUAAUUUUGCCGAGUUUAAAUAGCGUUUGGACGAAUUUGUCAUUAGCUCCACUGGCCGAAGGCCAUGGAGCUUAUGUCGUCACAGAUUGUCCGUCGUGAGUUCGUGCGUGCGUGCGUGCGUAAACUUUUACUUUUAACGACAUCUCCUCUGAAACUGAUAAGCGGAUUUUGACAAAACUUCACAGGAAUGUUCCUUUGGUGGUCCUUUACCAAAAUUGCUCAAAUGGUUCCGGUCCAUUGCACAAUAUGGCCGCCAGAGCUAAAAAUAGCAAAAUCUUUAAACGACAUCUCCUCUGAAACGGUUCGGCAGAUUUUGAUGAAACUUGACAGUAAUGUUCCUUGGGUGGUCCUUUAUUAAAAUUGCUCAAAUGGUUCUGGUCCAUUGCACAAUAUGGCCGCCACAGCUAAAAAUAGCAAAAUCUUUAAACGACAUCUCCUCUGAAACGGAUAGGCAGAUUUUGAUGAAACUUGACAGAAUUGUUCCUUGGGUGGUACUUAACCAAAAUUGCUCAAAUGGUUCCGGUCCGCUGCACAACAUGGCUGCCAGGGCAAAAAAAUAGAAAAACCUUUAAAGAACAUCUUCUCAGAAACCGAUGAUCAGAUUUUGAUGAAACUUUACAGAAAUGUUCCUUGGAUGGUCCUUUAUCAAAUUUGCUUCAAUGGUUUCGGUCCACUGCACAAGAUGGCCCCCAGAGGUAAAAAUAGAAAAACCUUUAAACGACUUCUCCUCAGAAACCGAUGAUUGUAUUGCAAUGAAACUUGACAGAAAUGUUACUUGGGUAGUCCUUAACCAAAAUAGCCCAAACAGUUCUGGUCUGCUGCACAACAUGGGCACCAGAGCUAAGAAUAGAAAAAAAACGUUAAACUACAUCUUCUCAGAAACCGAUUAUCAGAUUUUGAUGAAACUUUACAUAAAUGUUCAUCGGGAUGCCCUUUAACCAAAAUUCCCCAAAUGGUUCCGGUCCGCUGCACAACAUGGCUGCGAGAGUUAAAAAAUAAAAAAAAACUUUAUACGACUUGUCGUCGAAACCGAUGACCUUUUUUCGAUAAAACUUGACAGAAAUGUUUGUUUGGUGCUCCUUUACUCAAAUUGCACAAAUCAUUUCGGUCCACUGCACAACAUGGCAGCCAGAGCUAUUAAAGUAAAAAAAUUUUUUAAAUAACUUCUCCUCAAAAAUUGAUGAUUGUAUUUCUAUGAAACUUGACGAAAAUGUUCGUUAGGUGGUCUUUGCUUGAACCUUUUGGCCAGUGGAGCACAGGCACUGAUGUGCCUCUUGUUUUAUUAUUAAUAAGAUAAAAAGCAAAAAGUACGGUUACCAAAUAUCGAUAGAUGGCUGCUGUACUUAUUGUGACUUUUUCGAGAUUGUUAAUAUCUGUUUUCCUAGCAAGCAAAUUUAAUGACUUGUAUUUGAAUAAUGUAUCUUCUUGAUGCUUUGUUAUUUAAAUCACCAUUGAGAAUAGUUGUCGCCUUUUUUGGAUCUUCGACGGUAAUAAACGGGCUGGUGUCGGCGGCGGAGAGCCCAAUAUUUGCUUUGAUAACAGGAACAGUGUCAUUUACAUAAAUAAGAAAUAGCAAGGGACCUAGAAAAUGAGCAACAAUAAAGUCAAAUGAUAUACACAUAAUAAUGCAAUAAAAUUGCAUCUAAUUAGUGUUUAUAUGGCUUCAUGGGGACAAAAAUUAGUGGCCGUGGCCGCGUUAGACAGUUGGCCCCUUAAUGCACGUACAUUAUAUAGUAAAAACGUACGGGUGGAAUUUGGAGUGGCCCGUUAAGGCAGGUGGCCAUUUAAAGCAGGUGACCGUUCAACCAGGAUUGACUGUAAUACGUUUUUGUUGUUCCAUCUUUCAAGCGUAAACCUUUAUUUGCCACCUUUAAACAUAGUUAUUCGAUUGUGUAAGUGAACAUUAAAUUUAAUUGGUUAAGGAUGCAUUCUUACUCCCAAAUAAGAUUAACCAUAAUUUAGUAAUAUUGUUUUGAUAUUCCAAAAAGGAUGUAGAAAUGUCGAAAACGAUGGUUCUUUUGAAGGAUUCCGAGUUUAAUCUGAAAAAUGAACAUUAAACACGGUAUUUCUACCUUAUGAGACUAUAGUAGACCACAGUAAAUCUUUAAGCAUUUACCAAACAUUUAAUACUUUUGUGCUUUCUGCUAUUUAAUACUCGGUUACAGUCUUGUUAUCAUUAAUUAAUAUUUCCAUAAAUGCAUUAUUUAGUAAGUAGUUGAAGGUUUAUCAGUCAAAAUAUAUGUUUGUUCCGGUUUCUGUUUUUUUAUUGCCCAAAUGUUCAUUCAUACAAACAUUUAUAAAUGACAUAAUUAUAUAUGCAUACCAUUUAAUACAAACCGUUAUACUAAAUAAUAUCAAUGUGAACAAA